AUGGCUGGAGACAAGAACUCUGGUAACACAAUAGACAUAACUAGCCCCUUAUACUUACAUCCCUCUGAUGGAAGUAGUUCUAUUAAUAUAGAAAAACUUGUGGGUGCUAGCAAUUACAGAUCAUGUAAAAGAUCUCUUGAGAUAAGCCUAGCCUCAAAAAGAAAAAUAGGAUUUGUAACAGGAGCAGUGAAGAGAGAUGCAAGCAAUAGAAUGAAACAAGAAGCCUGGGACACAUGUAACAACAUGGUAAUCUCUUGGAUAUUGUUCAAUGUUUCUGAACCUAUUAAAAAAUCUGUAAUGUUUGUUGAGAAUGCAUCUCAAAUCUGGAAAUUUCUUGAACAAAGGUUUCUAGUGUCAAAUGGGUCUAGAAAAUACAGACUGAACAAAGAAAUCUAUGAAUCUAAACAGCAAGGUAAAAGCAUAACUGACUAUUACACUGAAAUGAGGGGUUUAUGGGAAGAGUUGGAUGCCUUAAACCAUCUCCCACCUAUCAGUGCUGUAGAUCCUGAAAUAAAUGCAUUUGUUCUUGCUCUUAACACUCAACAAGAAGAACUGAAGCUGUUUCAGUUUCUUAAUGGCCUUGAUGAAAUUUAUGGGCCUCAAAGAAGUAAUCUCCUGAUGAUGAGUAGUUUGCCAAGUGUUAAAACUGCCUGCAGUAGUCUUCAACAGGAAGAGUGUCAAAGGGAAAUGUUGAAGCCUGUGAAAGAAGAAAAUGAAGUAAUGGCCAUGUACAGCAAAGGAAGAGAAGGGGGGUGCAGUGUAUGUGGAAAGCCUGGACAUAACAAGGAUGUUUGUUGGUUUGCUGUAGGAUUUCCACACUGGCAUCCUAAGCAUGAAAAAGAGCAGAAAGGCAAGGUGAAGGAGUACAAUGGCAACAACAACAGACCUCAGAAAUGGAAGAAAGGGGGAAAAACAUGA
This is a messenger RNA of Beta vulgaris subsp. vulgaris (sugar beet), 918 nucleotides long. RefSeq lists its product as uncharacterized. The record is from RefSeq and is a predicted model, not a curated record. NCBI's taxonomy places the organism in Eukaryota, Viridiplantae, Streptophyta, Magnoliopsida, Caryophyllales, Amaranthaceae. Bases 1 to 918 code for a protein of 305 amino acids. The transcript has a single exon.